AUGGAGGGAAGGAAGACAAGUACAGAGGGAAGGGAGACAAGCACAGAGGAAAGGGAGACACGGAGGGAAGGGAGACAAGCACGGAGGAGACAAGCACGGAGGGAAAGGGGACAAGCAUGGGAGAGACAAUCACGGAGGGAAGGGAGACAAGCACAGAGGAGACAAGCACAGAGGAAAGGGAAACACGGAGGGAAGGGAGACAAGCACAGAGUGAAGGGAGACAAGCACAGAGGGAGACAAGCACAGAGGAAAGGGAGACACGGAGGGAAGGGAGACAAGCACGGAGGAGACAAGCACGGAGGGAAAGGGGACAAGCAUGGGAGAGACAAUCAUGGAGGGAUGGGAGACAAGCACAGAGGAGACAAUCACAGAGGAAAGGGAGACACGGAGGGAAGGGAGACAAGCACAGAGGGAAGGGAGACAAGCACAGAGGGAGACUAG
Molecule: messenger RNA, 441 nt
Organism: Xenopus laevis (African clawed frog)
Lineage: Eukaryota; Metazoa; Chordata; Amphibia; Anura; Pipidae
Product: octapeptide-repeat protein T2-like
Exons: 1
Coding region: 1-441 (146 amino acids)
Source: RefSeq, a predicted model, not a curated record